AUGUACGGUAAUUUUAACGCACCUGGAAUGUCUCAGUACGCUAUUCGUAAGCAGUCACGUGAUGAAGACGAGGCUGAUGAGAACACCGAACGACACCAAACGCCUCCGUUACUAACUUCAAGACUGAGUAUGUUGGGGGCGAAAGGAAUCGAGAGUGGUAAAGCGCUGAAUCGUGUUCUAUCGCAGCACUGGAAUCACAGUGCAGAUGCGUUCACGAAAGCCCGUAAACAGUUUCGUGGACGCUUUCAACCACUCCAUAUGCGAUGGAAGAAGAGACUCGAAUAG
Messenger RNA from Anisakis simplex (herring worm), 285 nucleotides. The record is from the annotation of a GenBank genome assembly. Lineage: Eukaryota; Metazoa; Nematoda; Chromadorea; Rhabditida; Anisakidae.